This is a messenger RNA of Colletotrichum truncatum, 3699 nucleotides long. RefSeq lists its product as uncharacterized. NCBI's taxonomy places the organism in Eukaryota, Fungi, Ascomycota, Sordariomycetes, Glomerellales, Glomerellaceae. The record is from RefSeq and is a predicted model, not a curated record.
AUGGCAAGCCAAAUGUCCGCCGGUGAUGCGCCACAGGGCGUUCAGUCGAAUCUGGAACAAGAGCGAGACCGUUGGUUCACCACACUGGAGGCGGUCAGAAGACGGUUCGAGGCCGAGAAGGAGACCCUCAAAUCCAAACUCAACCAUGAUCAGCAAAGCACUUGUCGUGAUUUGGAAGAACAGGCCCGGUUUGCCGAAUCGCAAAAUCUGCCGAGGCAGGUGCUUGAGCUCUUCCAGAACUACCAAGCGGAAAUUCGGACUCGCCGACUCGCUGAGUGCAAGCAAAACUUUGACCUUGCAAUGCAAGAUUUAAGCAAGCACGAAAAGGAUGUAUACCAUAAACAUCACAUGGAAUUCCCCCUUCCCACUACUUUGCUGGGGCGAGGGGCGGCUACUAACCCCUCCAACUCCUCCACGGCCUUGGCGAAUCGACCACAAACUUCGGCAUUGCACACACAGGCCGCGCACAACGUGCCGCCUGCCUCGAGAACAACCAACCCAGUCACAAACAACAUUAGUUCCGCUCCCAUGCCAACGCAACAAAAUCAGCACCAAUGGCAAGGGUAUAGCCAAGCCCCUCGCCACCAUUCCCCUCGCAUGUCGGGAACUAUGAAUCAGCCAAACCGGUCAGUGAACCAAGCGGCAGACGGAAACUCAAGGAUGCUUCCAUCCAACGGACGGACUCCGCUGUUGGGCAACGGAAUGCCUUCUUCUAACCCGAACCUGACAUCGGCUCCUAAUCACGGUUCAUCGGCUGGCAGCCCACGGUCAAUGAGCCACUCGGUCGACGUUAUGCGCGGAGGGCGUGUUCCGAUUCCACCAAUGACCCAAGCAGCACAUAUCCUUCGCGACGAGAGGUCGAAUAUCACAAGAAAUGGCGUUCACCUUCAAUCCGUCCGGCCAGAGGAUUAUGCUAGACAGGCCCAGCUUGAGGUUCAUCGUCAGUUGAAGCGAAAGUCUGAUUCGACCGAGCUCUCGCAUUAUCAUGACUUGGACGCAAAGCGCGCUAGAACGGCAACUCCACAAUCCAUGGCACCUUUCUCUAUCAAAUUCCAGGAAAUCUAUCAAGAUGGCAAGGCCGAGUUCAAGCAUACCAUUGUUAAGUACGAAGACAUAUUCUACAUACUCAAAUGUGACGAGCAUGGUGUCCACUUCAAGCAGAACGCACUUGCAGCUGCGGCUAAGCAUCUCCACGGUGCCUCCCAUGGCCAUCUCAAGAAGGAACAUCGUCUAGCGAUUCAGAAGCUUGGAUUUCAUGUUACUGACUGCACUGACGAGCUUGCAAAGAUGAACAAUGAAGUGGUGCAAAAGGCGUUUGAAAGCGGAUACAAGCCCCUUAACCAACUGCACGGCCCCAAGUCUGGUGGCAAGCGGCAUUCUUCAGGACACGAGUUCUUCAAAGUGUCGUCAGACUUGUCCUUCACCCCACAGCCACAACCUGUUGACAAGCCAGAACCGAAACCCCAGGACGUGACGAAGUAUAUCACAAACCCAGAGGCUGGGGAGCUCUACCAGGCGAGGUGGCCAAAGAGCAAUAAGAUGUAUGUGGUAAUGGUUUUGGGUUGGACGGACCUCUCAAUGUGUGGCUGGGCUGAAAAGUUCUCUGACCUGGCCCUCUAUAAGGAGAGGCCAAGACCGAGCUGCUUCAAGUUCAGCCCCGAAGGCAUUGCAGGCUGGGCGGAGGGAUACGGCGACGGCGAGCCACGUGUCCUUUCCAGAGAGGUUCCUGUCAUGUGGUUUGAGACGAACGGAAAAAACCGUCUUGGAUGGGUAAACGUCCAGUUGCUGAGACCUUUCCUGCUAGACGAUCCGAAUCGACCGGCCAACCCGAACCAUACCUCGAAUCGAGCGCGUCAGUUAUAUGCAGAAAUUCGCGGCUUCAACUCGUUUGAGGAUAUGCUGUUAGGCAACAAAAGAUCUGAGCCAGCCGCGACCGAGGGCCAUGUUCCGGCGGACAUCGAAGCUCCCUCGCAGCUGCCGUCCUCCGCGUCGGAGUCCGAGUCUUCCCAAGACGUGGAGAUGUACGAUUUUGUCGGCAAUCCUCCCAAGGUAGACGAUUCUGAAGACGAGGAUUAUGUCGAGGCCACGGGUCGUAGAAAGGGAUCGGACGAAGAAAUGGCAGACGAUGAACCAUCUACGCCUCAGCCCCUCAGGCGGAGCACUCAGGAGGUGCGCCCCACGUCGCGGCUGAGCGACAGUACUUGGGGACUUGCCAGAACCGGCGCUGCCGCUGGAACGCGCUCAUCCAGGAAGGAUGAAGUCGAUAUGAAGGAUGCUGCGCAGGAGACACCGUCUAAGAGCCGCGUGUCGACCGAGGCGAAGGAAAGCAACGAUCUGGUUGCCAAUGGAAGCACUACUGAAAUUAACCUGGGCACCUCUCGAAACAACGAUGUGGAGGAACCCGAGAACACGUCGACAACGAACGAAUCUGCCGCGUCGCGAGACCGUAGACGAGAAGGCGGAUCUCGUGAUGAGACUAUUUCCGUUGCGCCAAACUCGACUGCUGGCCAGGUAGAACGGAGCGGGGCGUCGAAAUCACCCAGCUUGGAGAACGAAGUCUCCAAACCCAGCCCGAAAUUGCAAUUGGCAAACCUCCUCAACAGCACUGGGCCGGACACUUCUAAGGAGAAGUUGUCUCCGACCCGUCCGGAAAGCUCCUCCACAUCAACCAAACUAGUUGAGGCACGCCGACCCUUACCUUCUCAAGCGGGCCAAACAGAGUCACGUAGACACCCGCUGCCAUCUCAUCUCACGGCCCAGGGACGGCGCAGUGCUCAGACACAAGCUACAAACUUACCCAGCCCGGUGGAAAAGCCGAUCGAGACGAACAAAGUAACUAGCCGUCAUUCUUCGCCAGUAAAUGGCAUCCAUCGACCACCUAGUCAAAGCAAGCACAGUACUGAGAUCUCGGGUAUCGAGGCUAUGCUUAGCCCCAAAUUGUCUGUAAACGGUGAUGAUUCUAGCAAACAGCCGUCACCUACUCUCUCAAUGAAAGGCAUCAACGAGGCAACAAGCACAGAGACACGUCGAAGCGGAAGCGCAGACAGCAGCACGCGUGACCCGCGGAUGAGCAUUAGCAAUGCUCUGGGUGACCAUGAGCGUGAGGCCGCCGCCCGAAGAGCAGCUCAACAGCUAAACGGUGCAAGCGGCCAGAUGCCGAGUAAUGGCGUUUCGUCAGACAACAGCACACCCAGGGUGAUGACGCACGUGAGCCUGGCCAACGACGAUCGAUGGCGCGCAGUUCGCAGCUCGGAAUCGCCUCGCUUUGCGUCGGCUAAUAUUCGCUCUCCUCUCGUUGACCGUAGCGGGGCGGCUUCCCCAGUCCAGGGAUAUAAGAAGGAAGCUGACGGAUUUUCUAUUGAUGUGGCUUCUUUCUCAGAGGGAGACAAGAGCUGGACACACCCUGACAAACUUCUCCAUUUUGACGUCGAGGAUGAAAGCCGCGGGGUUGCUCGAUCGAGAGCGGCAGACGGCCUGGAGGCGAAGGUGGAUGCGCAGCAGGUCAAGGCAGCAAAGAUGGACAAGAAGACAUGGACUGUGACGCUCGUUCUCAAGACAGAGGACGGCGAGUCGCUGGAGCAACGAUUCGGAUUCAAGAGCAACUCGAUUACGGGAAGCAGCCGUGGAGCUCAGCCGCAAGCAACAAAGUUUUACAGAUGGGUGACGGCGAAGAAUGCGGCUAUUGAGCACAUUGAGUAG